AACGCGGCGCAAAGGCGCUCAUUACUCGCUACGCGUUUUUUUGCCACAUCUCAUUGCGACUCCCACUCGCGAGCCAUGGUGAGACAUUCGACAGUCGUUGAAGCAUAUGGUAUACUUGGGAUUGAAGAGGAUUCAUCGCUGGAGGUGGUCAAGAGCGCGUACAAACAGCUCGCGCUCAGGACACAUCCAGAUAAGAAUCCGGGGAAUGAGGAUGCCACCGCCCAAUUUCAGAGAAUCAGUGAAGCAUACAACGUACUCGUCAAGCACCUAGAUCGGUCGUCGUCGCCUCCGCGCAGGCCACCACACAGCCAUUCGUAUAGCCCAUUCAAUGACGAUUCUGAUGACUACGACGAAUUUGACUACUACGAUGACUACGAUGACUACGACGAAGACUAUGAGGACCUGAACUUCUACAUGUUCUUAUUUGAGGAGCUGCUGAGGGGGAGGGCUAACCGUUACGCCAAUAUGCGCUACAAUCGCCAUAAGCCGACGGCGCCCGAGUCUCCAGAACAGUAUCAGGCGCGCAUCUCUCGUAUGCGAGAGGAGCAGGAACAAGCAGAGGCUCGUCGCAAGCGAGAGGAGGCUGCGCGAAAGGAGGCGCAACAAAGGGAACGGGAACGGGAGAGCAGACAGGCUGAGGAAAGACAGAGAGUCAAGGUCGCUCAGAAGAAGGCUCAGGCCGCCGCUUCCCAGAAGUCGGUUGAAGAGAAGGCUCGUACUCGGGAGCAACAUCUCCAACGUCUGCGCUCAGAGAUUUUCGCCGCCGCUCGUCGUGGGGAUUCGGCGCGAGUCAAGAAAGGCGUCUACGAGGAUAACGUCGACGCUGCCGGUGGUGAGAUCAGAAAGGGCGGUGAGAAGUUUGUCGAGACUCUGCCCAAUGACCCGCGAGAGACUUUGUUGCACAUCGCUGCGAAGUGUGGCGAUGCCGAGUUGGUAGAAUGGUUGGAUUCGCAUGGUGCCGAGUCAGAUGAACGAGACGGGCAAAAUUUCGCGGCAUUCCAUGUCGCUCUACAGGCUGGACACAUUUCGGUCGUCAAGUAUUUCAUAUCCACCUACGAGCCUCAGGACUCCGAUCACGAGGACAUCUACAGGCGACCUGAGCCUAGCUCGCUUCUCAGACUUGCUGUGGGUUCACGUGAACCGGAAGCCGUUUGGACGGUACUUGAGAACCGGCUAGCCACUCAAGAAGACAUAGUUGCAGAGUGGCCAUUCGUGAACUCUGCUGCUGGCAAGGCGACCAUUGUCGGAACAGGCGGAAGGAAACAGGAAGGCAAAUAUGAGGAGAUUCGGAACCUCCUCGUCACCUACGGACACCUCCCGCCUGAGAGCCAAGCCACGGAGCCACAGUCGUCAGAGGCAAGGACUACGAAUGGUCGCGCCGUAAACGGCGGAACCUCGCGACCAGCCACACACUUCAAUUCCCGCAAGUCGCCGUAUCCGUCACCACCGCCAGAAGCAGGGGAGGAUGGCUAUGCCCAUCAAGAUACAUCGAGUUCAGGGAGAGGAUACCGUGGUCAGCCACGCUACAGGCGACCGUACAAACAGUACCACCAGCACCGCCACGAUUCCCCUUCCACGGCCUCCGACCGCGCUUCGUCCGACGAGAUACCUCCCAGUCCCGUCACCGAUGCGUCUUUACAGAACCAGCCACCGUAUGCGCGGGGGCGUGGUCGUGGCAGAGGUGGCUAUCGCGGUCGAGGCAGGGGCAGGGGCCGUGGCGGAGGCCAGGCUCCUUCAUAACUACUCUUUGACUGCUGGAUCCCUUCCCUGUGUUGUCCUUGUUCCAUUACCCCAAAACGGCCUUCACUGCGCAUGCCAACAUUCAUGACCUGGGCAGCCCGUC
Messenger RNA from Rhodofomes roseus, 1843 nucleotides. Its product is annotated as DnaJ domain-containing protein. Gene Ontology annotation, molecular function: protein-folding chaperone binding; protein folding chaperone. The record is from RefSeq and is a predicted model, not a curated record. Bases 76 to 1740 code for a protein of 554 amino acids. The transcript has 7 exons. NCBI's taxonomy places the organism in Eukaryota, Fungi, Basidiomycota, Agaricomycetes, Polyporales, Fomitopsidaceae. Gene Ontology annotation, cellular component: cytoplasm; nucleus.